AUGCGUUUCGCUACUUCUGCUCUUUUAACUGCUGCGGCAGCCACAUCCGCGGCAGCUCAAAGCGUUGUGGGAACGGCAUACGGGUUUGCAACCGGCGUGACGGGCGGUGGUAGUGCAACUGCCGUCACUCCCUCUUCGGCCUCGGAACUGGCCUCGCUUCUUUCUGACGAUACUGCACGCACGAUUAUCAUCGAUAAGGAAUACGACUUCACUGGCGAAACCGCGACUGAUUCUGGUUGUGACCGCAAGAGCUGCAGUGCAGACAAUGGUGGUCAGCUGUAUCUCGGCACUUUGUCUUGUGGAGGCUCAGACAAUGUGGCCGUCAGCUCUAUCACGUAUGACGUUGCUGGAACUGAGCCUCUUUCCGUUGGCAGCAACAAGAGCAUUCUCGGUGUCAACGGCAAGGGAGUUCUCAAAGGAAAGGGGCUGUCUCUGAAGUCUGGGGCCAGCAACGUCAUUAUUCAAGGAAUCGAAAUCACCGACCUCAACCCUGGCAUUGUCUGGGGAGGUGAUGCUCUUGAAUUCAAGGGAAAGAACGACGGAGUUUGGGUGGACCACAACAAAUUCAGCCUGGUUGGCCGCAUGUUCAUCGUCACCCAUUACGACGCCACCCGACUGACCGUCUCCAACAACGAGUUUGAUGGAACAACGACCACAUCAGCUUCCUGUAAUUCAAUGCACUAUUGGACCGCGAUGUUCUAUGGUGACGGAGACCAGGUCACGCUCGACAAAAACUAUUUCCACAAUGUUUCAGGUCGGGCUCCUAAACUUGGUGAGCCGAGCGUGAAGGGAACUUUCCAAGCUGUUAAUAAUUACUUCAGCAACAUGCAAGGCCAUGCAUUUGACGCGUACGAUGGUGCUACAGCUCUCAUUGAAGGCAACGUAUUCGAUAAUGUCAAGACCCCCUUUACCGACCAGGCUGCAACCGUCUCUACACUCUUCAGCGCAGACUCAUCUUCAGCGUCUUCUUGCUCAAGUGCUCUUGGCCGCGCCUGUGUUGCAAACAGCGCUUCCAAUGGAAGUGGAGAUUUGCCUAGUUUGUCUUCUACUAGCUCUCUCAGUUCCUUCAAGUCAACCUACCUCGUUGAUCCUAUUGCCGUUGACCAGGUUGCUAGUCAUGUGCAGAGCAAUGCUGGUCCUUCCAACUUGGGAUCAAGCUCUGGGGGAUCCGACAGUGGAGACGACUCAACACCUGUUUCGUCAUCGGUUGCAGUCUCUUCAUCGGUUCCUACCGCUACUACCCUGUCAUCGGUUGCAGUCUCUUCAUCAGUUCCUACCGCUACUACUGUGUCAUCGGUCCCCUCUGCAACUUCAGCCCCAACAGCAACCGCUUCUCCUGCUCAAACUUCAGCUCCUGUCUCAGGUGGCGACUCUGAUGAUAACUGCAGCGACGAUGGUUCGUCCGGCAGUGAGGACGACACCAGUGGAUCCGACGACACCACAGAAAUUGCCCCUUACGGCCAAUGUGGUGGUCAAGGUUUUACGGGAACCGGUAAAUGUGCCUCGGGCACUUCAUGUGUUAGCCACAACGAGUGGUACUCCCAAUGCUUGAGCUCCAGUGCCCGGCGCAGAAAGAGAGCUCUUGUCAUGAAGCCAAUCUUCUAA
Molecule: messenger RNA, 1605 nt
Organism: Clonostachys solani
Lineage: Eukaryota; Fungi; Ascomycota; Sordariomycetes; Hypocreales; Bionectriaceae
Source: the annotation of a GenBank genome assembly